Molecule: messenger RNA, 1313 nt
Organism: Oryza sativa Japonica Group (Japanese rice)
Lineage: Eukaryota; Viridiplantae; Streptophyta; Magnoliopsida; Poales; Poaceae
Source: RefSeq, a predicted model, not a curated record
GCAUGGGCCAACAGAACUCCCCAGUACUUAAGUACUUGAAACAGAUGGUAAUAUAUUGUUUGAUACCGGUGGACGAGCCAUCUAACGUGGAUGAACAAAACUCUUGUAUGGUCAGAUGCUGGAAGCAGAUCACAAAAUGCUGGUCAGUUCCAGAGGAGGAGCCAUCCACGGACCAAGAUUUCCUCCCAGUACAAGGACUGAUUAUUCUUGAGAGGCUUGCUAACUUUGAUCUUGGAAACUGCAUGGAAAUCAGCAGAACAGGCCUCAUCUCAAAGAUGAUAGAUUUUACAAGCUACAGAAAUCAUAUGAUAAGUACUAAUGAAGCCCACCAAAUAAUGCUCGCAAGUUUGUCACUUAGGGUCCUGAGAAGACUUGCAAGUACUGAAGGGAAGUUAGGUGUAACUCUGCGACAACAGAUUUUGGAACAUACCUUCAUAUUGAGCAACCUUGCAGAGAUCAUGGAUGACAAUGGGAACAGCCAUGAACUGAAGCAGCUGGCAGCAGAAAUCCUGAAAAACCUUGCCAUGGAUAGAAACACUAGUGCAGACAUUGGGCACAUCCGAGUGAUCAUCAGCAGUUUGAUGCGUGCAUUUCUCAGCCAAGAUCCAUCCUCAAGUACAAAUUCUAAUCACUUGCUAUGGAAAAAUGCCGGUCAAGCACUGGCAAUGCUGGCAAUGGAAAGUAGAGAUAACUGUUUGGUAAUGUUAAUGGAACAAGGGUAUGUGUUCAUUAGACAACUUACAACUAUGAUGCAGGAUGACAGGUUCAAAUGUAUAGCAGCAAGCCUGUUGUGGAAUAUGUGCGAGCAUGCUCAAUCUGAGCUCAGCAACUCAGACCUUAAGGAAUUGUCUUACAUCUUACGAGAGGUGCUGGAAGGAAUAAUGGAUGCAGAAGGGGCAGAACUAGAGGUCCUUAUUGGCCUUAGUUCACAAAUAUGUCAAGUCAUUCCUGAAGACUUUGCCCGAGAAGUAGAGCAUGGUCAAAUUAAGGAAAAAUUCAUAAAGAGGCUUGUCGAAGUGCUUAAUGCACAUAUGAAACCCAGUGUUCAUUGUCCCAGAAUCAGGAGGGUGAUUGUUCAGCAUGCCAUAUACUUGAUGGAAUUCAAUUCUCGCUAUGCAAAUGAUUUCCACAAGUGCUGGAUGGUGGAAGCACUAUCAAUGGUGGAACGUACACCCUCGAGGGCUGAAAACUACAGGUUGCUUUCAGGCGACACAGGACUCAUGGAGCACAACACACCACUUACUGCUCUUGUGGCCAGAGCAAAAGAGCUGAUGGGUCGUGAAUGGGUACGGGGCAUCAGCAGUGUCACCUAA